This is a messenger RNA of Siniperca chuatsi (mandarin fish), 2898 nucleotides long. RefSeq lists its product as uncharacterized. Gene Ontology annotation, molecular function: GTP binding. NCBI's taxonomy places the organism in Eukaryota, Metazoa, Chordata, Actinopteri, Centrarchiformes, Sinipercidae. The coding region runs from base 207 to 1787 and encodes 526 amino acids. The transcript is spliced from 3 exons. The record is from RefSeq and is a predicted model, not a curated record.
AAAGGAUGAGAUACUGGUAGGAGGGAGGAGAGAUCGUCCCACUUGGAGAGUUUCUGUGAAAUCAUGUGAACACAGAGCGUCCCUCCCUUCUGCUGAUGGAGGAUAAAAACUCUCCUCACAUCACAGCAUCACAGAGAUCCUGAAGCCCACAGCACAGACACCAGCACCUGUUUUAGCCUCACUGUGUGGAGCCCUCGCUACUCACCAUGGAAACGGAGAAUACUAACACCUCACCCAAAUAUGAUGACAUCAUUUCUAAAAGUGUUCUGAUCCAAUCAGGAUCUCCUGCUCGCUACCAGCUGACACCAAAGAAAGAGAAUAUUGGAACUCUAACAAGAAUGACUCUUGGUGAAAAACAUGUGAACAAAAUAAACAAAACCAUCUUGCUUGUUGGUGAAACAGGAUCAGGAAAAUCUGCUCUGGUCAACGCUCUGGUCAACUACGCCAUGGGAGUGAAGUGGGAAGACGAUGUCUGGUUUGAGAUCGCAGAGGACGAGGAGAGAAGUCAAUCAGAAAGUCAGACAUCAGAUGUGAUCGUGUACCAGAUCUUUGGUUUCGAAGAUGAAACUCUGCCCUACUCUCUGACCAUCAUCGAUACUCCUGGAUACGGGAGCACCAGAGGGAUCGAACAAGAUCUAAGAGUCAGUCACAGAUUAUUUGACUGGUUCCGCUCAGAGGAUGGAGUUCAUGAGAUUAAUGCAGUGGGUCUGGUGCUGAAGGCAGGUGUGAAUCGACUGAGUGACCGACUGAGGUACAUCUUUGAUUCAGUGGUGUCUCUGUUUGGAAAAGACAUGGAGAAGAACAUCGUUGCCCUCAUCACACACUCAGAUUGUGUGACAUCUGAAAAUGCCCUUAAUGCUUUAGAAGAUGCAGACAUUAAGUUUGCCAAAGAUGAGGAUAACCAGCCUGUUCACUUUAUGUUCAAUAACCACCAGACCACACAGAAAACACAGAAAAAUAUGGCUGCUUUAAAAAGUGCAUGGGACUUAACAACGAACGAAAUGAGUCAGUUCAAAGACUUCCUGGAAAAAGCUGCACCUCAGAAGUUGAUAACAACUGUUGCAGUGUUGAAUUCACGCAUCAGACUGACAGCCUGCAUCCAAAACCUGAAAGACAGAAUUGAGUUCACUGAACUAAAACAGGGAGAAAUCCAACAGACUCAGGAGCUUCUGAAGAAAUAUGAACAAGUGAUGAAGAACAAUGAGAAGUUCACUGUAGAAGUUGAGAAGGUCUACAAAGGUAAAGAAACUAUCAGUGGUGGGAGGUGGGGGUUGUUCUUUUAUGAAGGAGCUGUCUGCUGUAAAGUCUGUGAGGAGAACUGUCACUAUCCUGGAUGCACAGUGGCCUGGAGUCCAGGAAGCUGUGAGGUCAUAAAAGAUGGCCGCUGCACUGUAUGUACCAGGAAGUGUCCUGCAUCAGAUCACGUGAAAGAAAAGUGGAUCUAUGUGAACAAGACAAGGAAAGUUCAGAUGACCAACGAAGACAUGAAAAAGAAGUGUGAAAAGAUUAAAGCAGACUGUGAGAAGACAACAAGCUUGUUGGAAAAUCUAGAAAAGGAAAUGGAAGAACUUCAGAAAGAAAAGGAUCGGUUGUUGGAAAAGUCCUUCAAGCAUGUUGUCAGACUGGAGCAGAUCGCCUUGAAUGUUGACUCACUGUCCACUUAUGUCCACCUGGACUUCCUGAUUGAGAAGAUGAAGGAGAAAGGAGACGCAGAGAAGGUUCAGACACUGGAAGAGAUGAAACGUCGAGUGGAUGCAGGAAGCCGAGCAGGACUGCGGUACAAAUGAACAGCAGCUGGUAAAGCAUGGAUGAAGAAGUAGGUGACAACAUGACUGAGAGCAGACAGCUGUAGGAAACAAGGUCAACACUGUUGAUACAAAUGCUUAAACAUUGCAAAAGGUUUUUUCAUCAUGGUUCUAUGAAGUGGGAUGUUGAUGUAAUAACUGCAUAAGAAAAUUGAAAUGUAAUCACCUUUUAAAUGUGUAAUUCCUGGAAACAGCGCCCUCUGCACCCUACUAUCACCAGGAGUAUGAAUAACACGCCAAUGUCAUUUCACGCCAUUUAGUCUGUACUGACUUCUAUUGUGCAGAGAGCGCGUCAUAAAGAAAACAAUGUGACGUAGUUUAUAGAGCAACAAAGUCCAAGUUUGGAGGUUAUCGGGUUGGAUGGAUGGUACACACAGAGGACUUUUAAGUUAUUUAAAAUUUUAACUUACUUAGCUCACGUUACAUACGUGGCUUACGUAACGUACUUAUUUGAACCCAAACCAAGUAGUUUUGGUGCCUAAACCUAACAGAACUGCAACCGUUUCACAACAUUAACCAUUUGUUUAUUACUGUUACCAUGACCACAAAGGUCACCUGACUUCGUCCACAACUCGUGAAAUGCGGCAUCUUUAACGGUGCUAAAGGACACUUGAAGUGUCCUGGUCCUGGUUUUAAACGCAGUGAGGCGCCCCCUGGUGUUCCAUGUUGAGUACAACAGCUCCCUCCCUCCCCUACGUCACAAACUAAACACACAAAAUACGUUUAUUUUUCUUUAGUUUCUUUGUGUAAGUUGACUGUUUUGAAGGUUUUUCUAACGUGUGAUUUAUUCUGAUCUUCUGAUGUUGACAGUAAACACUGACAUAUAUAAUAUUUACAUAUAGAGUUUUCUCAUGUUAAUCAGUUUGUACAGAGGACGCUACAGAACUGAACUCACGCAGAAAUAUUCUGCUGUGCUGGAGGUGAAUCAACGUUCAGACUUCAGUGUUUGUGAAGAGUCAUGAAAUCGAAUGUACUUUGAUGAGAUUCAUACGCUGUUUUCUUCAUGUGUCUUCGUGCUUGGAAUGGCUAGUUCAAUCCUCCUGAUUGAUGCAGUUUUCUGUGAAUCAUUAAUAAAAUCUGCUUCGUGACCUCA